GGGUUGCUAGGUGGGACAAGGCUACUGGCCGUCGAUACUGAUUGGCAAGUGACUACGCCUAUGUGGAAGAGAAACUUCACCGUGACCUUUCUUGCUUUCCGCCAAUAGGUGGUGAACACCGGCUUGUUGCCGGCGGAGCGCGGUGAAGGCCAGCAGUAGGCAGUCGGGGCAGCAUGAGCCGUGUUUUGUGGGCGGCCUGGCGGUGGGGUACUGCUGCUGUGCGGGGCCCAGCAGGGCGGCCCUUGAGCCAGGCAGCCACCGGCGGCGCCGAGGGCGGCGGGGCUGAAGGUGGUGGAGGCGGCUCAGGGUCGCGGGAGGCGGUGGAGCGGCUGGUACGAGCGCACCCGGUGGUGGUGUUCAUGAAAGGCAGCCCGGAGCAGCCCCUCUGCGGCUUCAGCAACGCAGUAGUGCAGAUCCUGCGGCUGCACGGUGUGGAGGACUACAAUGCCCACGACGUCCUACAGGACCCCGACCUCCGCCAAGGAAUAAAGAACUACUCUAACUGGCCUACUAUCCCACAAGUAUACCUCAAUGGUGAAUUUGUUGGUGGUUGUGAUAUACUCCUCCAGAUGCAUCAGAAUGGAGAUCUUGUGGAAGAGCUGAAGAAGCUAGGAAUUCGUUCAGCACUUCUGGAUGCAGAAAAAGACCAAGACAAAAAGUAAAAUGAGGAUUAUGAUGUGACAGGAGUAAAGCAAAACUUCAAUAAAAACUUGCUACCAGUAAAGCCUUACAUACUUUAGCUCAAAGAAGGCAUCUUUUUGAACUGACACUAAGAUUUAUCUAUGAAUGUCUCAUGGUAGAUGUAGUGAUCUUGAUAUUUUGAUUUAUGGAUAUUGUAAAAAAUUUGAGUAUAACCACUGCACUGCAAAACAUACAUUUGUGGAAAUUGGUGUUUUAAAAAAGAGAAAGUUCACUUGUAAAAGCAUUCCCUUCUUGACUGAGGUGGGAGUAAACUGAAAGAACUAAUGGUAUUUUUAUGGAUUUUGAGUGUGUGUUACUCUGUUUUU
Molecule: messenger RNA, 1007 nt
Organism: Dryobates pubescens (Downy woodpecker)
Lineage: Eukaryota; Metazoa; Chordata; Aves; Piciformes; Picidae
Gene: GLRX5
Product: glutaredoxin 5
Exons: 2
Coding region: 174-662 (162 amino acids)
Source: RefSeq, a predicted model, not a curated record